UCGAUACUACACUUCAUGCCGUUUGCUAUUUGUAGACGCUUAUUUUGUGCCGUUAAUUCAGUUAAUUUGAAUGAUGGAUACUCUUCUACUUUUUUGUUGUGAUAUAUAUACGACCGGUUUUGAUCUGACCGGUUAUUAAAAUUCUGAUAACCGGUUUGUUUCGAGAAUAUAAUGCAUGCCGUUUGCUAUUUUUGGACACUUACUUUAUGCCGUUCUUAAUUAAAGUUGACUUUUUCUCAAAAACUACAAGGCGUUAAAAGAAACAUAUACAUGUACACUUGGAUUUGAUCUGACCGGUUAUCAAAAUCCUGAUAACCGGAUUAGUUCGGGACUAGACAACAUGCCGUUUGCUAGUUUUCGACACUUACUUUCUGCCGUUUUAAGUUAAGUUGACUUUCUAAAAAACUACAAGGCGUUAAAGGAAACAUUCUCUUCUCUUCUCUCCCUCUCCUCGCCGGAGAGAAUAAAGUAUAAAUACAAACUUUUCUAAUUCAACGCAGCACAAAAGUCUCCUCUUGUCUCUCUUCCUCUCUCACCAUGGCAGCUUUUCUCGCGAGACGGCUUCUCGGCACUUCAACGUCUUCCUCCUCAGCGCUCAUUUCCGCUGCCAGAGCCUUCUCCUCCUCCACCACUCCGAUCAAAGCAACCCUCUUCCCCGGCGACGGGAUCGGUCCCGAGAUCGCCGAAUCCGUCAAACAGGUUCCUUUUCCCAAUCCCCAUCAUGGGUUCGUCGCUAAAGUUGAUAAAGUUUGCUCCUUUAUGGUGGUGAUCCAGGUGUUUACUGCUGCUGACGUGGCAAUUGAUUGGGACGAGCACUAUGUCAGCACCGAAGUAGAUCCGAGAACCAAUAGCUUCUUGACGUGGGAGAGUCUACAGUCCGUGCUUGAUAACAAGGUUGGCUUGAAAGGACCUAUGGCUACUCCCAUUGGGAAGGGUCACCGUUCCUUGAACCUUACUCUUAGGAAGGAGCUGAAUCUGUACGCUAAUGUUAGGCCGUGUUACAGCCUUCCCGGGUAUAAGACCCGUUAUGAUGACGUUGAUCUUAUUACUAUUCGUGAAAACACUGAAGGAGAGUACAGUGGGCUUGAGCAUCAGGUGGUUAAGGGUGUGGUGGAGAGUAUUAAGAUUAUUACACGUAAGGCGAGUAUGAGAGUUGCGGAGUAUGCUUUUCUCUAUGCCAAGACUCACGGAAGGAAGAAAGUUUCUGCUAUUCAUAAAGCCAACAUUAUGCAGAAAACUGAUGGUCUUUUCCUUCAGUGCUGUGAUGAGGUAGCUGAGAAGUAUCCUGAGAUAGAAUACGAGAAGGUUGUUAUUGACAACUGCUGUAUGAUGCUUGUGAAAAACCCAGCACUUUUUGAUGUGUUGGUGAUGCCAAAUCUCUAUGGAGAUAUUAUCAGCGAUUUGUGUGCUGGACUAGUUGGGGGACUAGGACUGACUCCAAGUUGUAAUAUCGGGGAGGAUGGUAUUGCCCUUGCUGAAGCUGUGCACGGGUCUGCACCAGAUAUUGCCGGAAAGAACUUGGCGAACCCGACAGCUUUGCUUCUGAGUGGAGUGAUGAUGUUGCGGCAUCUGAAGCUCAACAAACAAGCAGAGCAAAUUCAUAGCGCCAUCAUCAACACAAUAGCGGAGGGGAAGUAUAGAACCGCUGAUCUCGGAGGUACCUCAACCACAACAGAGUUCACAAAAGCCAUCUGUGAUCAUCUCUAAACAUCCAUUCUUUCUCUACUUAUUCAUUUUCCAUUGGACCUUUCCUUGAGGAUUUACACUCCAGAUAUUCUUGCUCACGUUUUUUUUUAUCUCUCUCUCCUUCUGAUCAUCUUCUUAUGAGAAGAAACAAAGCCACCAUUGGCAUUUCUCAUGUGUUUUCUUUUAUUGUUUUACGUUUUGAGCUCUUGCACAGCUAUUUACUUCUGCCUAAAGGGGUAACAUUUCAUUACACAGAAAGGAUAUAGACAGUUGUGUUUCAAGAAAUUGUAUACCAGUCACUAGUAUCUUAAUUACUUACUAGAGUUUGAUCCGCACGUGCCUGCGUUUGUUUUAAUUUUUUGUGUUGUAAUUUUAUGUUCUUACAACAUGAUAUACUAUAUAUUUAUUAAUUUGAGCACAAAGUUCUAUGUUAUUAUGACAUUUGAAUAUUGUCAUUUUAUAUUCUGUAUAUUGACUAAAUAUAAUUUUUAUACUUAAUCGUCUUUAUAAAAAAAUUAACACAAUUGAAAUAAUGUCAUAGAAACAACUAUGAGUUUGUAGUUUUUUUUAAAUAUUAUACAUUACGUUUGAUUUAUGUAAAAUAAUAUAUUUAUUUUUCAUUAUGUCCAAAAUUUAACAUAUAUAAUAUAGGAUUAAAAUUUGAAAUAAAAAUGAACAUUACAAUAUAAUUGAAUUAAUCUUUAAUUAUUUGUGGGCUUUUGUUUUCAUUUAUGACUAAACCCACACAUGUUAACCAGGCAUAUCACGUUUGCUUGCUUUAAUAUAUAGAACACUAGGAUGAGACCUACGAUUUGCGCAUGAUGAAAUAUUAUAAAAUUAUGUACCACUAAUUGUAGAAAAACAUAAUUUACAUUACAUCAGUUUGUUUAAAAAUAAUCAGUGAAACAUAACGUCAUUAAAAAUAAUCACUAUAACAUUAUUUGUUACACCUUUGGUUAAAUGAUUUGUCUACAUGUCUUCGUUGAACUUUUGAAGUCAUAUGGUAAUUAGGAAUUAUAACCAUAUAACAUUAAACACGACUUAUUCAACAAUUAUGCGAUUACGGAAGAAAGGCUUACAAGAGUUUUUCAACAUGGUGCAAGUAAAUCCGGUCAGACGUGAUCUUCAUAGGACGGCUCAAAUGAAGCAGUUAGGCGUAGAUCCUCAUAAGACAUGUAGUAUUGUCGGUAAUCGAAUCGUCUUUGUAAUCUUUCUCAUAAUUGUAAUAUCUAAAUAAAUCCCCGACAAAAA
This is a messenger RNA of Brassica rapa (field mustard), 2937 nucleotides long. RefSeq names its product isocitrate dehydrogenase [NAD] catalytic subunit 6, mitochondrial. The record is from RefSeq and is a predicted model, not a curated record. Gene Ontology annotation, biological process: isocitrate metabolic process; tricarboxylic acid cycle. Gene Ontology annotation, molecular function: NAD binding; magnesium ion binding; isocitrate dehydrogenase (NAD+) activity. Lineage: Eukaryota; Viridiplantae; Streptophyta; Magnoliopsida; Brassicales; Brassicaceae. Gene Ontology annotation, cellular component: mitochondrion.